Messenger RNA from Medicago truncatula (barrel medic), 1000 nucleotides. RefSeq lists its product as uncharacterized. Lineage: Eukaryota; Viridiplantae; Streptophyta; Magnoliopsida; Fabales; Fabaceae. The record is from RefSeq and is a predicted model, not a curated record. Bases 73 to 630 code for a protein of 185 amino acids. The transcript has 5 exons.
UAAAUAAAUACCCGCAAAUUUAACCGCGAAAUCUAAACAUCAAUUUGAAUUUUCGAAAGAAGAAAGAAUUCGAUGAAGAAGAGAGGAAGAAAACCCAAAGUUUCCGAUCUCCUCAAAUCACCGUCACCGUCGCCAAUAGCUUCUCCGGUGGAAAGUUCACCGAAAUCAGCACUCUUCACGAGAACCGCUUCCACUUCCAAAGGCGUGAAGAGAGUAGCCGCCGCUCUUACCACCACCCCUUCUCCGCCACGCACCACUCACAAAGCUCAGAACAACAUCUCCGAUCUCAAAAGCCUCGCGUCUUCAACUAUCGACGAACUCAAACGCCGCAUCGAUCGUUCUCACUCUGAGAUUCUCAAAGAUCUCGAAGCUUCUCAUUCUCGUCUUCACAAGCGUUUCAAGAGUCAAGGAUGCCAGCAAGCGAUGGAUGAAGCUGAGAAGGAUUACAAGAAGUUGUCUGAGCGGAUUACUGAAAGUCGAGAGGCGAUGAAGGCUUCUUAUGAAGAGUUUAUGGCUGAGGCACAGGCUACUGCAAAUCGUGCAUGCAAAACUUCUAUAAAUGAGCUUUCGCAGAAGUAUGAGAAGGCUAUUGAUUCUCUUCGAAACCGUCAUGGGAUUUCAUCAAACUAGCUAUAUCAUUUGGUGGGUGUGUACUGAUUGCUUUAUGGAAAGAUAGAAGAAGAGCUGCCUGGAUUCUGGAGGGCCAUAUGGGUGGAUUAAAAGGAAGACUUAUUAUCCAGUGGUUUUAUAUUUUCAACUUCGUUUUGUUAUUCUCAUAUACUUCUACAUUGCAAAAGAAAAAAAAUUAGGAAAUACUCAGUUCAUUACUAGUACUGUCAAAUAUUAGGCUGUUGCGUCACCAAAAAAACAAAUACUUGGCUGUUGAUAAUUGUGAUCUUGAUGCAUGUAUGUGUAUGUAACUAUUUGGAGGAAGCAAGAUUGAAUCUAGAUUUUGACAUGUUGGAUGUUUUUUUGAAUAUAAUUGAUUUUGUCUCGAUAA